CUUGAAACAAGCAUUAUCCGAUUCAUCCAGCAGGAAAGAGGUUAAUGGCUUUAUAGGGGGAGCAGUCUACUUACGGAACACAUUGCACAGAAUUGAGACAUUUACUGUAAGUGGCAGGCUGUUCUCAGCACAGGGCGGUGUGACAUUCCCCAUGCAGCAGCGAACUGGUUAACGCUAUAUACACAGCACAUGUGCAGCACCUGGGGGGGAGGUGCCAGCGACUGACACAUUCACUCUGCACGUCACCUUUGUAGGAGCACCCAAUGGCCCUCAGCAUCUCCCUGCACUGACCAGCUCUGCUCUACCCAUCAGGACAGACGCCAUGGAACACAUCAGAUUGCCAAAGGUUAGUGGAACGUUGAUGAUGUGGAAGGAAACACAGUAACAAUGUAUCCAGCAUAAGGGUGACUCAUUCCUGCAUCCACCCUGAUAUCACUGUGCAGUUAUUACAUCUUCCUCCCAGCAAGGCGUGACAGCUGCUCCCUCUCCUCCAUGAUUUUAAGGAUGUUUAUUUUCUAAUGCCGAUUGUGAGAAAAUAAUGCAUUUGGGAGGGUUUGUUUAAAUGAUACACACAGCAUGUACUGUUUACAAUGUGAGAUCCGCUACGUAUGUUACAGCAGAGAGGAGCAGGCCCUGCCCUAUAAUCAGGGAUUACAACAUGAAUUACUGUUAUUUCUAUUUAUGUUGCCUUGAAUCUAGGAAGCUCUCACUGGCAAAUCUGAAAUAUCAUCAUUUUAGUAUCGUUAGAAUAAUAUAUCCACUGGCAUACUCUGCUUUUAUGCCACCCACAAAGAAAUUUUCUUCUAAAUUGCCAAGUGUCUUGAAGUGAGAAAUUACUGAAAAUAUAGGACAUUAUGGUAGAUUUGAGUGUGUGAAUGUUUUGGAGAACAUUUUCCAUUCCUGCUCUUUGACCUAGGUUCAGCUAAUUCUUUUUCAAUUAACUACAUCUCAUUCACAACUAACCAUGGAAACUAAACAUACUAUGCAUUUUAGCUUUUUUAAUUUAUAGAUGAUGCCCAGUUUUAAAGAAUUGGAUUAUUUGGAAUCAUGUUAAUCACAUCCUAGGCUAAAGAGGGGUGAUAUUAGGUACUGGGGGUUAAUGUCCUUAUCAGAGUCUUAGAUGUUCAUGGGGACACAGGUCAGGUUAGCAUGUUUUUCAAUGACAGCCGAAGGUGACUUCUCUUCUUUUUUUAGUGGUACUCAGUGAGAAAGGACCAAUGUAGAAAUACUAGCCAAAAUAAUUUCCUCUUCGUACUCUCCAUAUUCUGGAACCAGGCCCUCUCAGUUCCUAGCUUCUAAGACGCUAGGGGCCGUUUUACUAUUUCCCUCUUGUGAAUGUGUGAAAAUACAAAAUGGAACAUCCUUCAAAAUGAAUUAAUAAAAAAUAUAUUUAAAAAAAAACAAAAACAAACACGUGACAGUGAUGCUCUAGGAUUAGAGAGAGAUGUGUUGUAUUGGGGGGACUUGGGAAUAUGACGUACCUGCCUUUAAGAUUCAGUGAAUUGUAACUCCCAUGGUUCCUUUACUAGAUAUAUAUUUAUUGUGUUUGUAAAUAGCCUGAUGAAGAUUGCUUUUUUUCUCCUUCUCUAGUAUUGUAUCCAGAAGUGAGCUGGAAUACAUUUUGAAUUGUCAUGAAUUACAUUUUUUAGAGGAAACAUUCAGCAAAUCUACUUUUUUAUGUUUUUCUUUCCUCAAUAAAAUAAAAGGACCAUCCUUUCCUAUAAGACGGAUUGGAUGUGCAUGCACAGCAGGUCUCCUGUGCUUCUCUAUGAGGAGAUUUGGACCAUCCUUGCUUUCCUAUAAGACGGAUUGGAUGCGCAUGCACAUCAGGUCUCCAGUGCUUCUCUAUGAGGAGAAUUGGACCAUCCUUUCCUAUAAGACGGAUUGGAUGCGCAUGCACAUCAGGUCUCCAGUGCUUCUCUAUGAGGAGAAUUGGACCAUCCUUUCCUAUAAGACGGAUUGGAUGCGCAUGCACAUCAGGUCUCCAGUGCUUCUCUAUGAGGAGAAUUGGACCAUCCUUUCCUAUAAGACGGAUUGGAUGCGCAUGCACAUCAGGUCUCCAGUGCUUCUCUAUGAGGAGAAUUGGACCAUCCUUUCCUAUAAGACGGAUUGGAUGCGCAUGCACAUCAGGUCUCCAGUGCUUCUCUAUGAGGAGAAUUGGACCAUCCUUUCCUAUAAGACGAAUUGGAUGUGCAUGCACAUCAGGUCUCCUGUCGAUAUAAUUUCACUUUCAAGUAUGAAAGUCAAUAAUAAUAUUAUUCACUAAAUUGACUGGGAAUUGGAAUGGUCAAUUUCAAAAUUUUGGUAAAAAUAGCAGAGCUGGAAGAUUUAUUUUUUAAUUUUUUUUAUUGUGAAUUUUGUCCUUUUUUUUCCUUUUUUGCCCCCUCCCCGCUCUGCCUGUAAGCUUGUUAAAUGUUUUAACUUAAUGCCAUAUUAAAUAUUGUUUUAAUGGAAGAUCACUGGGGAUGUUAGUAUUUUAAAAGUGCCAACAUAUUCCAUUUAGUCUCCUCUUCCCCUUGUGGCUUAGUUCAGUCUAGAAGCCAGAAGAUUUCUUACAUCCAACAGGAUAUAAAUCCAUCUCAAAACCUGUAAUGCAAUAUAGCAAUAGUACUGUUGAUUGAAAUAAUUGUGCCAUAUAUGCAGUGUUUUGUUUCUCUUCGAGUACCCAUAUGAAACAAUGGAAAUAUUUCCUUUGUAUAUAUCAAUCAAUUUAUUGUUAAAGGGGCACUCCAAGUACCGUAACCGUUACAGUAGUGGUUAUGGUUUCAGGAUCAUCCUAAAGGCCAUCCCUCAGUAGAGUCCAGGGGGUAGAUAACCUUCAGGACUCCAGAUGUUGUGGACAUCUUCUACCAUGGUGCUGUUAUAGCAUUGAUGCUAGGAAAACAUCAGGACAAUGUAGUCCAUAACAUCUGGAGUGCCAAAAGGUUGUCUACCACUUGUAUAGUCAAACUGUUUUAGCAUGUAGGUCUUACCGGGUCCCUGUGGUCGCAGUCCCUGCUUCCAGUUUUCACCUACAUGUAAAAUAUGGAUUCUUCUACAAAGCUAAGCAGAACUGUGCAGGACCAUGGUCAUUGACCAAGAGUUUCAGAUGAGUUCUCACAGUCAAUACUGUCCUUGAUAUGUUUUUGCGACUGUUUUUUGUGACUGAGACCCUGGUAAGUUGUCAAACUGUACUGAAACCGUUUGACUACCUAUGGAAAAGUGCCAGGCCACUGUUUGCAUCCAAACCACUACAGUCGGCUGUAGUGGUUAUGGUGCUAUGGAGUGUUGCAUUAAUAUUACAACAUAAUCAUUGUUCCAUGUUGGCUAAUAAGCUUGUACAGUUGUUCGGUUCAUUGAUUCAUCUUUUAAAGCAGCUCCGUUACUUAAUGUCCCCUACCCCCGUCUAUGGUGACUCUGGGAUCAGUUUUACUUACCAGAAACCUCUGCCUUGGCUCUCGUGGAGAGGACCUCCAGCAGUUUACUUGGAGCUGUAAAGAAGUGAUGAUGCAACGCUGCCGUAAGUAUUAACAGCAGUUAAUAAAAUACACGAAGCUUGACUCCAGCCUUUAAUGUUUGUCAACCUGCAGGUUAUACAUCAGGAAAAGUAGUAGGGAAAAGUAGUCCCUACUUUUCCUUACGUAUAAGUUUCAAAAUAAAUAAAUAAAAAGGCAGUGUUUACAUUUAAAAGCCUGCGGGGAGAGUGUCGGAGCUAGCGAUCAACUCAAGCAGACGUGUGAGCACUGAACUCUGGGAGAAAUCCGCUGAAAAAGCAUAAUACAAGCAGAAUUAGAAGUUCUGCUUACCUCCCACACUUGUCCAAACAUAACGGGACGCAAAUCAAGCAAUUACGAAGUGAGACAACGCUGACUAAAAAUAUCGGCGAUUUGUUCAGAAUAACUCGGUGGCCGAGGCCUACCAAGAUGACGACCCACACGGGAGGCAUCUUUCUACUCCUCAAAUGAAAACGAGGGUGAGACUGCUGUGGCACCUGCAAAUGGAGGCAUCACCCAGAAAGCGUGUACUCCACCUCCUGAACAGAUGCCGGCCAGCAAAGGGAUCCAGAGGAUGUGCAGGACCCUGAGAUCCCACACUACUUACGAAGACUGAUGGCCUCCUUCUCUUACCAGCUAAAGCAAAAUCUAUCCUGCUGGAGUACCACUUCCGAAUCCCUAAGCCUCCUAGAGCCCCAACUGAGGUCGCACGGGACUUGCUCAUAUGUUUCCAAUCUCUCCGGGACAAGAUGUUAGUGCAAGAAGCAGCCCAUGAAGCAACCACUUACAUGUUCGAGGGAUCUGACCUAUCUGACUGUAGUGUUCCUUUAAGCUGUUUUACAAUUCUGCUAGUUUGUUUAAUGUAUCUUCUUUUAUAGUUUGCUUAUAACUUGAUGUGAGUUGAUGACCUCCCAGAGGCUGCUGGUCUGUGUAAUCUGGGGCUGUCAAAAUGAAAUAGACUGUGGACUCAGCUUUGUCAUUCCCCAUCUCGUUCUCUGUACUGAGCAGAGGAUCUCUAAUUUGGGACGAAGGUUUGAGAUCAUCUAGCUCAGGGGUCAGCAACCUAUGGCACUUGUGCCAUGCACGGCACUCUAGGUGCUUUUAGACGGCACUCAAGGCUGCCAAAGCUAGACUGGCUCUGGCCCAUCAAGAGUCCUUAGUAAAAACUGAGUGGUUAGGGGAAAUCCUCAAUUUACACAUUUCAGCACUUAUAGGAAGUAACCUCAGAUCACUUUAUCCCAGUACUUGUGAAUGGGAAUCUGCACUGGAUUAGAGCAGCCCACAGAAGCUAUUGCAGCUCCUGCCCUUAACCUGUACCUGGUCAGCCCGGUCCCCACUGGACCGCAGGGAAGCCACCCACAGUGCUAGGUAUACACUGAACUUCCGAAUAAGUCUCCUCCUCAUACAAAUAAUACAAACAUCCCCCACACACAAACACAUCCUCACAACACCACUGACAAUCCACAUACAUGCACACAGCCCCACAAGCAGCCUGUCACAUACAGUACCCUAAGCAGCCCCACACAUACACACACCAAACACACAUUGUGACAUAUUACACAAGCAACCCCCAUACACAGCCCACUUUUACAGGGAUCACAUACAAUACCACAAACUACUCAUGAACGGAUACUUUACAAUAUAACAACUCACACAUGCACAAGUACAAUGCUACAAAGCAACUGCAGCACCAAUGAAUAACACAAGCAAAAUAUUGCAACAUAUUACACACGUCCAUAUUAAAACAGAGGAUCGGCACGCCGAGAGACUUCCUUUUUUGGCAUAGUACUACUGAAAGGUUGCCUAUCCCUGAUCUAGCUAGCUGAAUUGUUCUGCUACACUUAAAGGGACACUAUAGUCACCCAGACCACUUCAGCUGAAUGAAGUGGGCUGGGUGCCAGGUCCCUCAGGUUUUAACCCUUCAGAUGCAAACAUAGCAGUUUCACAGAAACUGCUAUGUUUACAUUUGGGGUUAAUCCAGCCUCUAGUGGCUGUCUUCCGGAUUUCGCCUCCAUCGCGCAGAGCGUCCAUAGGAAAGCAUUCAGAAAUAAUUUCCUAUUGACAGCUUGAAUGCAUGCGCGGCACUUGCUGUGCAUGUGCAUUCGGCUCCAGUGACGUCGGAUGAGGGAGCUGACGUCGGUGGGGGAGGAGAGGUCACCAGCGCCGAGAGAGCCCGGCGCUGGAUUAAGGUAAGUAACUGAAGGGGUUUUAACCCCUUCAGCGCCACGGGAGGGGGACCCUGAAGGUGGGGGCACCCUCAGGGCACUAUAGUUUUCCUAACACUAUAGUGAUCCUUUAACUAUUCCUCUGAAACAGAGUUUGACAGGUCAAAAAGAGACAAGAUUCCUUAAAAUGUUACUUUUGGUGUCUAAUACUUGCUGUAGUAAACUCUAAUCAACUUGUACCUAUCCCCUUUCUCUGAAAAUACAAAUGUUGGCUCCUAAAUUAGUCUGAUAAGUACAGGAGAAUGAAUAUAUGGCACAGCUGGACAAAAUCUGAAUGUGCAUGUGUGUUGAUAGUGUUUUCCCUCUUAGAUGCCAGAGACACGCACUUGUUAAAUUCCUGCAACGUGGAAGUGCAGUAGAAGUAUUUUUAUUUUAUUUUAUUAUGAUUAUUUUUAACUUGCCUGCACUUCAUUAUUAGCGUCUGUAAACCCUGCAAUAGCCUUUACUUGGGUGAAUAGCAAGGAACUGUCAAUUCUGAAAGUAACAGAUUCUCAUUGAUUUUGGCCUAAAAUUUUUAAUUAACUUUAAAUUCCUGACAGUUGAGUGAGGACUUUAUUGUGGUUUUGAAUCUGGGAACAUUAUUAUCAAACUAUCUGUAUCCUAUUAUAUCAACUUAGCCUGGUACCAUAGUGUUGAUGGUUAAAUUGGUUAAAUUUCUGUUCUGAAAUGGAUCUGGAGCAAGUAAUAGUUAUAUUGAUAAGUUACUUCAUUCUCUGGGCAAGUAAGUGCUUUACAAAGGCUUCAGUGGGUCAUUGAGAAACGUGUUCUAACAAAGUUUGGCAUUGUGCUUAUAUCUCCCUAACAGAAGGGGUUAAUAUCCCAAUCCUUUAUCAUUAAUAAUGCUGCUGGCUGCCAUUCAAGACUUCAUAUAUUAUACAAGUAUAAAGAGUGAAACUGCAGCGCACAGAUGGGAAAAACCCAAAUCAUGUGUUGAUUGCUGCUAAGGAGCAAUACUUAAUCAUUAAUGUACAGAAAAUAAAAAAAAGUUCUACCACAUGCCCAGUGCACAGAUUUUGUUUUUUUUUUUUUUAAACAUGAUUUAUAUCAUUUGGGUUAUUUUUAAAACCUGCACAUUACGUAAUCUGUGUCCUUGCUCAAGCUAGAUUAUGAUGAUGAAGUACCAUGGGUACACAGACUUGAUGGUCUUUUGCUGGUGUGAAAUCCUCAGUGAGGGUUCCGCAUCCAAAUUUUAUAGCUAGCUGGAAACUGCCACAGACAGCCUCCUGAGAGGCAUCAUAUUGUGUUGUAAAUGCACUAUUUUCAAAGAACUAAAACUUCAAUGAUUCUUUUCUGGCCACGAGGUUGGAAUGCUUUCAUAUAAUUUGUAGUUUUACAUCUUAGUAUGUCCCUUUAGAAAACCAGUUUUGUUUAGCUAGAGAGGAUGUAGCAAGUUUAUAAAGUGAAGUUACUCAUAAUAGAAUCUGCAACUGACUGGUCCUAGGUUUCACAAUUAAAUGAAUAAUAUAAAAUUGGCACCUUGAAAUUGAACUCCGCUAAGUCCGUGGACAGCGCUCUGAAUGGUCAGGAGCCACUAUUAUAAUUCUAUCCAUGUAAUAGGUAGGCUUAGUUCAUCUGAACACAAGCUUAAUGUGUAAUAGUAUUAUCUACCUUGUUUGUCUUUUUAUUUUUCUCUUAUUGCUUUGAAGGUUGAAAACGUCCGUUUACUUGACCGGAUAUCCUCCAGGAGAGCAGCCUUGGGAACAUUGUAUUUGACAGCAACCCACGUCAUCCUUGUAGAAAAUCUAUCAGAAGCACGUAAAGAGACCUGGGUAGGCUCAACUUUUAACACUUCUUAUUUAACAAACAGCCUGGAUGGUUUAGAGCAGGGGUUUCAAAGAACUGACCUGCAUUCCAGAUCUGACUCCACCUAAUUCUUCCCUAUGGCAUGAAUCCACCUGUUUUGUUUUGACAUGACUCCACGGUACACCACAUACUGAGAGGGAGAAUGGAAUGGAUAUAAGAUGUGUAUGUUUCUGUUGGUGUGGCAGUGUGUAACUCUGUGUGUGUUUACGCAAAAGUGUAGGUGCGUGUGUGCCUGAAAGUGUGUACAUGUGAGUAACUGUGCAACUGUGUAUGUGCAUGAGAGUGUUAAGUUGUGUGUGCAGAUGCACAUGAUUGCACAUAUGUUAGUAUGAAUCUGAGGUUCCCAGGGGAGAAAUCAUACUGGCUUGUGGCCCACAGUUAUGUUAACUUCAAGACCCCUGGUUUAGAGCAUUCUGUAUAACUCUGGUACGUAUAAAGCCUACGUGACUAACCUCUUGCUUACUGUCCUGCAGAUUGACAGUAUGUUGUGUGUCAUUAUGGCACAUGUGAGUGGGAUUUGUUUAUUUUCAAUGGUUUCCUUUAAGCAUUGUAACCACGACAACUCAUUGUAGUGGAUAUAGGGCACAGAGUGUUUGGCACUGUCUCUCUGUUAGCAGUGGUGUAUCCUGGUUUUGUGCUGCCCUAGGCAGGACAAAACUCAGGCGCCCCCCUGCCCCUGCACCACCCCCACCCAACCCUUCCCCCCGCCCCACCUUCUAAAUACACACACACAGUCAGACACAAACACACACACACACACAUACACAAACACACACACAUACACAAACACAGUCAGACACAAACACACACACACAUACACAGUCAGACACAAACACACACAUACACAAACACACACACUCACAAACACAGUCAGAUACAAACACACACACACUCACAAACACAGUCAGACACACACAGAGUCAGACACAAACACACACACUCACAAACACAGUCAGAUACAAACACACACACACUCACAAACACAGUCAGACACACACAGAGUCAGACACAAACACACACACACACUCACAAACACAGUCAGAUACAAACACACACACACUCACAAACACAGUCAGACACACACACAGUCAGACACAUACACAGACACAAACACAGUCAGACAAACACACACACAGUCAGACACACAGUCAGACACAAACACACACACUCACAAACACAGUCAGAUACACACAGAGUCAGACACAAACACACACACAGUCAGACACAUACACAGACACAUCACAAACAGUCAGACACAAACACACACACACAUACACAAACACAGUCAGACACACACAGAGUCAGACACAUACACAGUCAGACAGUCACACACACAGUCAGACACAAACACACAUUAACUUUUUUUUUAAUUUAAAUCCCCCCCCAACCUCCUUACCUUUGGGAGUGCUGGGGGGGGUCUCUCUCCCUGGUGGUCCAGUGGCUGCAGGUCGGGCUGGCAGGCGGGCGGCUGGCGAGGGAGCACUUCCUCUGAGCUGUCAGCUCAGCUCCCUCGCGCGCCGGCUGCAGAGUGAGGCUGGGAGCCGGGAUAUGACAUCAUCUUCCGGCUCCCAGUCUCACUUUGCGGUGCGCGAGGGAGCUGAGCAGUCAGCUCAGAGGAAGUGCUCCCUCGCCAGCCGCCCGCCUGCCAGCGCCGCCCGCCCGCUCGGGAUGUCUGUUAGCCGCAAGGCUAACAAGGCAUUUGCCCUGGGCAUUUGGGGGGCGGCGUUUUUUGCCGCCCCCUGAAAAAUGCCGCCCAAGGCAAAUGCCUUGUUUGCCUCGCGGCUAAUACGCCCCUGUCUGUUAGGAGUCAAGUUGUUUUCAUUCCUAAGCUAUUACUAUCCCUUUAAAGGGUGGAUAUAUAUUUUUUUGUUUUUCUUUUUUGGGGGUUUAGAUCCUUCACAGUCAAAUCUCAAGCAUUGAAAAGCAAGCAACAAUAGCUACUGGCUGUCCACUUCUCAUCCGCUGUAAGAACUUCCAAGUCAUCCAGCUGCUGAUUCCGCAGGAGAGAGACUGCCAUGACAUUUACGCAUCGUUGGUCCGACUCUCACGGCCAGGUACAGAAAUAAAGACAAUGAGUUCAUAAUUCAUUUCCAGUUCAUUCCCUGCUUGUGCUGUGCCUUCAUGAUGUCAAGUUGCAGAUAAGGAACAUAAGAACUAAAGAAACAAAAAUCAGACUGGGUCCUUGCAAUUUACUUUCUCCAAAAAAAAGUGUUUGAAAGUAACUCUCAAAGUCCACAAACACCACAACAGAAGAUGCACGGGCAAUAAAUAAAAUAGCCCACGCAUCAUCCUGUCCCCCAGUAAUAAAAAAAACAAAAACUUUCGGGGCCCUGGGACCAGUUCAGACACAUUGCCAUCACAACAUGUUAAUUGUAAAGCUCCAUUUGACAUUUCUAUCCCCUCCCAACGCUUCUAUGUCCUCUUGUCAUUGAUGGUAUAACAAAUUAUUGUGCCCUCAUUUUACUGACUUGGUCACUUGGUUUACUGACUAAGUCAGACAGGCUUAGGCUGUGCAGAGAAUUAGAGAGAAUACAUAAUCAAAUUAAAGCAGCCCUGUCUGAGCUUUUAUCUUUAUGAAAUACUGAAAACUGACAGAGUGGUAACACAGCCUUUUAAAGCAGGGGCUGAUGCUCAUUUCUUUGUGGCUCUGUCUUAGUGCUGUCUGCUCCUUUUAGGAUGACUUCUCUUGGGACGCAGGCACUCUGUGUAAUCCCCACCCCAUGGUGCAGUAAACCAGUGGGGACUUCUUAAUAGAGGUCAAAAAGUGUGUAUCAUAUACUCUCUUGAGGAGCAUCAGGCUCAGAUGGCCCUGGUCUCUGAAAUUCCUUCUUAAUGGAGACCUAGCAAAAAAACAAAAAAAACACAUGAUUAGUUGUUCUCACCAUAUCUCCAGCCAUCAAUCAGGGGGAGGGGGGCCUAUAAAAUGUGAAAAUGUCACACAGAGAUCUAGCUUUUACCAGAGUACACUUAUGCAAGCUCAUUGAGCAGGGCCUGUUCCUGUACGUCCAGUUGUCUGGUUAUAAUUACAUGUCUGUUAGUUCACCCAUUGUACAGCGCUAUGGAAUCUGAUGGCUAUAUAAAUAAUAAAAUAAUAAUAAUAAAGUACUUUAAUUACUUUAAUUUACCUUUUUGCUGUUUUUUGUUGUUAAAGGGACACUAUAGUCACCCAGACCACUUCAGCUCAAUGAAGUGGUCUGGGUGCCAGGUCCCUCAGGUUUUAACCAUUCAUAUGCAAACAUAGCAGUUUCAGAAAACUGCUAUGUUUGCAUUUGGGGUUAAUCCAGCCUCUAGUGGCUGUCUUUUCAAUGCAUCCAUCAUGCAGAGCGUCCAUAGGAAAGCAUUGAAAAAUGCUUUCCUAUGGACACGCAUGCGCAUUCGACUCCACUGACGUCGGACGGGGGAGCUGACGAUGGACGGGGAGGAGAGGUCACCAGCGCUGGAAUAAGAUAAGCUGCUGAAAGGGUUUUAACCCCUUCAUCGCCACGGGAGGGGGACCCUGAGGGUGGGGGCACCCUCAGGGCUCUAUAGUGUCAGGAAAACCGCUUUGUUUUCCUGACACUGUAGUGAUCCUUUAAGGGAAGAUCUAAUACUGUUAUUGGAUCUCUGCCAUUAUGCAGCCUGUUUGUGAUCCUUGAAUAAUAUGAAAACAAUACAUGUUUGAUUUAUACAUUUUUAUAUUGCUUGUGUUUUCCUUUUUUUCAGUAAAAUAUGAAGAGCUAUACUGCUUUUCAUUCAACCCAAAGCUGGAUAAAGAAGAACGAGAGGAAGGCUGGAAGCUAAUUGACUUAAACGAAGAGCAUAAUCGAAUGGGUCUUCCAAAAAGUCUGUGGCAGCUCAGUGAUGUCAACCGUGACUAUCGAGUGAGAGAUUACUCUUUAAUUAAAAAAUAAAAAAAGUUUAAAAUUCUAUUGUAAAAAAAAUAAAAAAUUCAUAUUAUAAGCAUAUCUCCUAGCCAUUAAAAAAAAUGUAAUCCUGCCACGUAUAAAAGACAUAUCCAUGCCUAAUGUACCAUAAGAAAUUGAGAAAUGUUUGCCUCCCUCACGACCUACCUUUUAAGACCUACCUUUUAAGACCUACCUUUUAAUACAAGCCUUCCAGGACAAACAUGCAUACAUUUCAUGGGACUAUAAAUAUUACUAAAGCGAUUCAAGUCCCGCCAGGUGAAAAUUGCUAUAUAGGUGGUUAUUGUUUAGCCAGCAUGGUGGUGUAAUCAGAUGCCAUCCAUGGAAUAAAAAUUAUCCAUUUUGAAAUGCCAUGUUGCUUUUAUCAGUUUCUAUUUGCCUAUGUCUCUAGUUUACCCCUUCACAAGAACCCCUCCCUCCUACUUAUUUCCUCUUUGUUUGCAAUGAAAUCCAUCUCACUGUACAUAUAAUUGGCAGAGCAGGCAUGCAUUGUGCAAUGCCUAAUAAUUAAGGGCACAGAUAGGGAUGGGGGGUAUGAUUUCAUCCAAGUUCGCAGGCUACUCUGUCAAGAUCUAGCCUAGCAUCCUGUAUCACCAUAUGCUGCUUUUCAUUUUUUCAUACCCUUUUUUUUUAUUUUCUUUAGGUAUGUGACUCGUAUCCUACAGAGCUAUAUGUACCAAAAUCUGCCACGGUGCCAAUAAUCGUAGGCAGCUCCAAAUUCCGCAGUCGAGGGCGUUUCCCUACUCUGUCGUACUACUGCCAAGAUAAUAACGUAUGUAAUCAUUGUCUGUAAUCAAGCCUAGCUCCAGAAUCCACUGUAUUUCAUGCUUUCAUUUCUGACUACUAAGUGCAGAUUGCAAGUCUCCCAAAAAAUGGGUACUGUUCAAAAAUGUCUGGGAAUUGAACCAAAAAAAAGAAAGAAAAUAAAAUAAAUAAAAAAAAGAUUCUCAGAUAUAAAAUAAAGCAAUAACUGUACAUACAAUUAAACAGAGUGGACAAUGUAUCUUAGCAAGUUAAAGUAUUAGCAAAUUGCUCUGCUGAUAUAAAUAUUUUUUUACAACCUUUACAGCAAAGGUCACUACAUGCCAUAUACUGUAUGUUUUCAUCUACAAUUAGGAAAUCAUCGGAAAUAUCAUUUGGAAAUAUGUUGAUAGAGCUUUAGGUCAGUGGUACAUUUUAAACUUCAGUUUGGGUUAAAGAGAGUAGUGAGUGUAUGAUGUGACACUGAGAUUUAAAAAAUAUACUACAGGCUAGCAUUGGGAACUCGUAUAAAUAUUGAUUGGAUAAGCUUUUUAAAUUAUUUAAUAUUUUUAAACAAACCUUUUAACCAAUGUUUUUAAAAUAUCAAAAAAUAUAUUAUAAAUCAAUAUAGCAAAAAGUAAAAAAAAAUGUAAAUAUGUUUCAUAAUAAUAAAUCAUUUUAAAAGUUUAUCCAAAAAUAUCUAAAAUGAUAACCGUAUCAACAAUAUUAAAUCAAGGCCUAUAUACUUCAAUAAUUCUGGUGAAGUUUGUCAUCAACCAAUGCAUGGCUCUUCUAAACAUACAAAAGAGCUUUCAUGGGCAUUCAACUGGACUGAUGCACCUUCUUCAAGGUUGCGACAUAUCACCAACAACAUACCAGGUAACAGGUACCUAGUGUUGGGUGGUAUGCUAUAAGUUUGCAAACACAUUCUGAGCUUUUAGAUUAUCAGAAUCUGACCUUAAAUCAAGUUGUUUUGUUCUUUUAAUUGUUCUCACUGUUAGGCCUCUAUCUGUCGGAGUAGUCAGCCCUUGUCAGGUUUCAGUGCUCGCUGUCUUGAAGAUGAACAGAUGCUGCAGGCCAUAAGAAAAGCAAACCCAGGAAGUGAAUUUCUUUAUGUAGUUGAUACUCGACCAAAAGUAAGUAGCAAUACGGCAGAAAGGAAAAAUCAAGUUAACUCGACCAGAGUUACAAAUAUGUUUUACUUAAAGGGACUUUCUAGUUACCAGAACAACUACAGCUUAAUGUACUAGUAAUUUUCAUGUAAACACUGUCUUUUCAGAGUGCCUAGGGACACCUCCAGUGGUAGUCACUCAGACGGCCACUAGAGGUGCUUCCUGGGUCAGUCUGGCAGUCUGGCACAAUAUGCAGCACUGUUUUUCAGCCUCUCCACACUCAUGAAAAUGCUGAACUUUCCCUAUAGAGAUGCAUUUAUUCAAUGCAUCUCUAUGAGUACAUGCUGAUUGGCCAGCAUAGCAUUUCCCUCCUUGGCUGAGAUCAUUAGAAUUGACAUUCUCAGCCAAUCCAAUGAUUUCCCAUGGGAAAACAUUGGAUUGGCUGUGCUUGUCAAUUCUAAUGUUCUCAGGCAAGGAGGCAGUUCAGGCGGGACCAGUGCCGGCAGACCCGCGAGGUGCUGGGAUAAAGGUAACUUUUCUAGUUAUUUAAGAGGGGCAAUGUUUUUAACACUAGUACAUUUUCUAGGUAUUUGAGAGGGGCAAUGUUUUUAACCCUAUUGGGUCAGGAAUACACGUUUGUGUUCCUGACCCUAUAGUGUUCUUUUAAGAGUCAUUUAUAUUACCAUUAUGAAUGGUAAAGUGUAUGCCAUUCCAAGGGAUACAUUAUUAUUGUUGUUUUUAUUAUUAUUAAAAUAUUUUUUGCAUUAGUAAUUUUUCCACACACAGGAAAACCAGAAAAAGAAAAUACAAAUAGAAAAAUUUUAUAAUAUGAGCCCUUGUAAAAAAAUUAAUAAAAUAUAUAUAUAUAUAUCAUUUUUAAAAUUCAACUUGAGUAAUUCACAGAAAAUAAACCACACUCUCUGCAUGAUCUGGCCUGCUUGCUUGACAGGCAGCCUGGCGUGCAUUUACACCAGGCUGACCAGCCAAAAUCCAGACUGGCCUGCCCUCUUUGGGCAGUGCAUGUGCCAUGAUUUGUGUCACUGACCCUUUUAUUUUUUUUUACGAUGCCCACCAAAUCUAAAGGGAGGAUGGGCUGGGUGCAGUGCUGUGCUGCCGUUGGACAUGUGACCCAGCAGGCAUGCAUGCUGUAACAAUCCGGCUUAGGUAUUUCAAAAACCUGAAUUAAAUAAAUGUGUUUUUAAAAUUUAAAAAAAUAAAAAAUAAAAAUAAAACAAUCUCUCUGCUUUCAAAUACAGAUGUUGAGUUUUGUGACAUUAAUAUUAGGGGGCCUGCUUGAGUGUUAAUGUUUUAAACAUUGAGAGUUAGGCAUCCCUUCCUGUUCAAAAUGUUUUAAUUGUGUCAAAGAAACGCUUUACAUUGUGGGGAAAUGAUUUGGAUAAUUAAGGGGUUUGUUUGUAUUUUUCAUUCGGGGGUUUAAUUUAUCUUUACAUUGAUUUCUAUUGAGGAAAAAUAAGUGCAUAUCAGAAUUCCAUUGGGUCAUUUUCAUAACCAAUGAAUCUCAAAUUAAUCCUGUGGUCCAUAUGGUGUGUUUCUCUAUGAGCUGUCUGACUGUCUUAAAAGAGAGAGACAUCCAAUGUGAUCAGAAGGAAAUGCCAUUUUAGGAAACCUCAUUGUAGCCCCUGAAGGACACUCCCAUCGUUAUCCCAGUGUUGCCAGUGAUUAUGCCACAGAUUUUGGCCUAUGUCUGUGUCCAGUGACAACGCUUUUACUAGGGAGGCUAGAAAUACUCUCCUUUGAUAUAAAUUUGUGUGGUGUUCUUUGUCUUUUACAGGAAGUUAAAGCUUUUAGAAAACUAUAAAGAUGUUAAGAAGUUCAUAACAUGUACAGAAAUAAGUGCCAUUGCAUUGUUCCUAAAUAGCUAAAUGUUGUUUGAAUUCUGCUUGUUUAGACAUGUAAUUAGAUGUGCAAGGCUGCCACCCAGGGGACACAAUGGAGCAUGCAUAGUUAUUUCAAUAUGUACAAUAAAAAAAAAAUAAAAAAAUUUAAAUGUAUGUAUGUGUACUUAGAGCUUGAUGUCUGCGCUAAAUUGAUUUAAAAAAUAGACAUGUGUAAAGUUAAUGUUUCAUGUCUCUGUUUUGAAGCUCAAUGCAAUGGCAAAUCGAGCAGCUGGGAAAGGUUAUGAAAAUGAGGAUAACUACUCUGACAUCAAAUUCCAGUUUAUUGGCAUAGAAAACAUCCAUGUGAUGAGGAACAGCCUGCAGAAGAUGCUGGAAGGUAAACCCUGUGUUUUUGUGAAAUCUGUAAAAUGAUUAACGUAUAAUGUUUCUCUUUUCAGCUAUGUAACUAUGUAUAGUAUGCCACUUUAACAGGUUUAAAUCAGAACUCACACACACCAACUGUUUUUGCACAAAUUUAUUAAAGCUCGAUAAAAUAUAAUUACAGUUUGUGUUAUUUUUUUUAUUUUCUUUUUCUUUUUUCUUUUUUAAUUAGCGACUGCUAAGUUUUCCUGGUACAGCCACAACAUGCCGUUAAAAACGAACUAACCAAUACCUUUCAUAUGGGUGCAUGCUGGCAUAUGUUAUUAUUGAAGGAGUUGCCAAAUGCACAUGUGCUUGUAUGGGAUAUAUCUGCAGCUGCCCGAGCAUCAUGUGACCAUGAUGUUGCUGUGGACAUAGGAGUGCUGUAAAGAUACGUGUUUUAUACUUACCUCUGUUAUACCACUCACCCUAUUAAAAGCUUCUUUAGGGACACCGUGCUGCUAGCUUCCAUACUUCAAGACUCUUGUCUUAAAGUAAUAUGUGGUGGGUGAGUAAUAACUCUAAUCGCCCAGAGGCCUUUGUUUCUUGAUUGGAAGGGAUGGGAUAUGAUGCUGUCUCGGUGUUGAAAGCCUCUUUUCCAUAAUGAAGAAUAAACAUAUACCGUUAGGAAACGUCUCUUCAUUGGCAUCUUUUUCAAACAAUCUGAAUCUGUUAACUAUGCAGUUUAACAUUUAAAAGGAAUACUAUAGGGUCAGGAACACAUAUACUUGUAUUCCUGACCCUAUAGUGCAAAACCCACCAUUAAGGUAGCUUGCCUCCCAGUCAGCCCUGUUAAAAGCAUGAAAAAAAUCACCUUAUUUCCAGCGCCAUGCAGGUUCGCCAGCACUUGCCAUCAGAAUUGCCAAUUUUUAGCCAAUCCAAUGCUUAUCAUGUUUUGGCCAAUCAGCACCUCCUUAUAGAGAUGCAUUGAAUCAAUGCAUCUUUAUGAGGAAAAUUCAGCGUCCCCAUGCAGAGCGUGGGGACGCAGAAUAGCAGAGCUGCCUACUGUGCAGCACUGAGCCAGGAAGCACCUCCAGUGGCUGUCUGAGGAGUGGCCACUUGGUGGUGUCCUUAGGGGCAAUGUAAAUGCCUGCAUAUAAUGAUUAUACUCACCAGAACAACUACAUUAAGCUGUCUCUGUAACACCUUAAAGGGAUCCUAUUGUGCCAGGAAAACAAACCCGUUUUCCUGGCACUAUAGGCUCUCGGAGUGUCCCCCUUCCUCAGGGCCCCCCUCUCUCUGCACUGAAGGGGUUAAAACCCCUUUGGCCACUUACCUUAAUCCAGCGCUGAGCUCCCUCGGCGCUUGUGACCUCUCCUCCCCCGCCGAUGUCAGAUCCUAAGUGAAGCCAAAUGCACAGGCACAGCCAGAAGCGCACGCGCAUUCAAAACCGCCCUUAGAAAAGCAUUACUCAGUGCUUUCCUAUGGGGAUCUUAUUUGAUACUGGACUCAGUAAGGACGUCCAGCGUCAAAUAAGUGCGAUUUACUCAGUGUAAAUUGCGGAAGCGCCUCUAGUGGUUGUCAGGGAGACAGCCACUAGAGGCUGGAUUAACCAUGCAGUGUAAGCAUAACUGCUAUGUUUACACUGCAGGGUUAAAACUAAGGGGAUCUGGCACCCAGACCACUUCAUUGAGCUAAAGUAGUCUGGGUGCCUAUAUAGUGGUCCUUUAAUUGAGAUGAAGUUGUUAUGGGGUGGGAGAGUUCCCUUAAGUGGAAGUUCUCCUCCCAUUUUAGCAAUAUACAUUUUCUCCAAGUUCCAAAGGGCUUUGUUGGCUGGGGAGUGACUGACACUCCGUUAAUGAAUCCCAUUCAAAGCCUGACAGAAUUCACAUUGCUAAGCAAAAGUAAGAACGUUUGCUAUGUAGCAAUGUCUGAAAAUGCAAUGUGUUCGAUCACUGCAUGUAUACAGUGUGUUGUCUGUAUUGCACAGUGCUACAGAUUAUGGUGUCUCACACACACACACACUCUCUCUCUCUCUCAAGCAUAUUUUCAGCAUUUGGGAGGACAUUUGAUAUUGAUAACACAAGGUAAUGUGAUAUUAGAAGAAGUGGAACAUGUUUGUGGAGAGCUAAAUUUAUACCUAGUGCGUCAAUAACCUUUUGGCUUUUGUAGGAUGUACUGGUCAGAGCCGCUCACUUUACUAUUGCACAUCAAGUUCAAUGCAGUUUUAUUGUGAUAAAGAAUAGACAUGCACUCUGCAAGGACCAUAACUAUAAAGAGUAAAUUCAAUCUAUUACCUGUUUUCCUGUUUCUGUUAUUAAGCAUAUAUAUAUAUAUAUAUAUAUAUAUAUAUAUAUAUAUUUUUUUUUUUUAUCAGAAAGGUGUCUGGCUCGUGUUUUUACAAGCAAUGUAUAGGAAUUAAAAAAUUAUAAAAAGGCAAAAAAGGGGUGCUGAGGAAAGCACUUUAUUUCUAAGUCAAUCUUCCUGAAGGACCAGAGUUGUUCCAUGUUUUUUUAUAACCUAAGUACCCUAGUCCUUUCAAGAAAUGGCUUAAACUAUUACUUAUUACUAAACUAUGCAUAGUUUUGACUGCUUUUUGUGAAUUAUCAAGGAAAUCCUAGUAUUUUAUUAUGAUUGUCCUGAAGAGAGGUCGACACACAGUGUGCUUUUCCGAUGUUAUAAUUUUGAUCUUAAUGUAUCUUUCUGAAGUCUUAAGACCUCCUACUACUCUUAGCAGGAAGUUAUUUUUUCCAAGAAUACUUGGGGAAAUGUUUUAUUUACCACUUCACAAUUAGGCAUUGUGAUACAUUUAUUCCUAGAAAAAUGUUGGGUUGUGAACUGCUAACAUGUAGGACUAUUAUGUAAAGCUUGGCAAGCUUAACACAGUGUCCCCUUAGAAAUAUCCUAAAGAUAAUAUACAAUAAUAGUUCUUGAACCUAUGUAAUGUAUUGCUUCAAACUUCCUGUUUCCUGACCAUCUGUGGCCAAGACUGUGUUUGAAGACGACAUUGAGGAAUUAUUUGAAUGCUUCAAAGUUGCAUAAUAUAGAAGGACAAAUGUUUAAAUUGUACACUUUGGUAGUCAGGUCAUGAGUGAGGAUAUAAAUCAAAGAAACAUUGAGUGACCUGAAGGGACCUGGCUGCUGGACAGUCACCUGGCACUCAGUGCCUGCACUAAGGUUGGCCACCUUACGUUGCAGAUUAAAUAGUUGCAGAGGGGCUUGCUGCUUGUUGAAAUCCAGUCUAGAUAAUAUAUAGGAUAAAUGGAUAGACUUCCUCUGAAUGGGAAUAGAAUGUAUAGACCAUGAUAAUAGGUAUCCUCUGGGUGUGGACCAAGAGCUUUAAAGAAAUAUAUGGCUGUGAGUAGGGGCCAACUCUCUUUUUAUUAUUAUGGCAUUUAUAUAGAGCCAACAAAUUCAGAAGCGCUUUACAGUAUUAUAGGAGGGAUAGAUUUAACAAUAAAUUAGACAUUUACAAAAACAUACAGGAACAAUAGGUUGAAAAUGACCCUGCUCAAACAAGCUCACGGUCUAGAGGAGUUGGGGUAUAAAACACAAUAGGACAGGAGAUAGCAAUCAAACAAAGUGGGAGUGUAGCAGAGCUGGAGGAGAGAGUGGAGUGCUGCCCUUUAGAAGAGAGCAAGAGACAAGUAUGAGAGGUACAGGUUACUCUAGGAGGCCAUAAGCUUUCCUGAAGAGAUUGGUUUUAAGGCAUUUUUUAAAUGAUUGAAAACUAGGGGAGAGUCUGAUUGUGGUAGACAGGCAGGCAGGCUACUGUACAGUCUAGAGGAGGUGGGAUAUAAAACACAAUAGGACAGGAGAUAGCAAUCAAACAAGGUGUGAGUGAGGGAGAGCUGGAGGAGACAGGGUAGAGUGCUGCUCUUUAGGAGAGAGCAAGGGACCAAGUAUGUGAGGUAGAGGUUACUCUGGGAGGCCAUAAGCUUUCCUUAAGAGAUUAAUUUUAAGGCACUUUUCAAACUAGGGGAGAGUCUGAGGGUGGUAGGCAGGCUAUUCCAAAGGAAGGUUGCCGCCUGCUAGAAGUCCUGAAGCGUGAGGCCAGAGUCAAGUAUAAUGCCAAGACAGCGUGCUUGCAAGGAUGGGCUAAUGUGUGUGCCACUAACUUGAAAGGAGAGUGAAGGAGAAGGAUCAGUAUUAGGAGGAGGGAAAACAAAGAGCUCAGUUUUAGAGAGAUUGAGUUUCAGAAAGGGGGAGGACAUCCAGUCAGAGAUGGAAGAAAGGCAAUUGGUGACAUGUUGUAGGACAGCAGGGUAGAUGUCAGGGGAGGAGAGAUAUAUCUAGGUGUCAUCAGUGUACAGGUGGUAGCAGAAUCCAAUAGUUUUCCAGAGAUGCUAGCUCAGCAUAAGGCUUUGAGCUGCAAGACUUGGUAGCUUUGAGUCCUGGGAGGAACCAUAUAUGUUCAGCUGUUGGGGCUCAGACUAAAAUAGAAAGUCUGGGUUUAGAUAAAAACAAACAGCGAUUUUGGGUGGAGAGAGACAUGUAGAUAUUAAAGUGAGAAAGGGAAAUUAAGGGAAGAAAGCAGAGGAGAGGACAUUUGAGAUUUAAGUUGGCAUGGUAGAAAUCACAUAGGUAAUAAAUGUUGAACAUGAAUUAACAAGUGCUAUGAGUGCAAUAAAUAACACUAACAAAAAUAAACAUUUAACAAAAAUGAAUUACAAGAUAAGAUGAAUAAUAUUAUGAAGGAACAUUUAUACAUCUGUGCAUUAAGGACACAGGGAAUGACAUGACGUCACUGGUGGCCAAUAAUUGGAUGAUUAGCAGAUGGUAGGUAGGAAUACAAGUAUCUGGUUGCUUCUUUUAAUUCUGAUGAUGUUUUAGCUAUUCACUAAGCUGCCCAAAUGGAAGAGGGAAAUGUGGUCUUAAAGCCCUGUGGGGGGUUUCAUGAUUACAUUGUAAGUAUUACUUUUUUGUUUGUUUAAUUAUCGACCCAUAUUAAUUAUCGACAAACUGUUCAACCGAUCAGUGAUGUUGUGGUCCAUCUGCGGGGUGGCUUGAUCACAUUGCGUAAAAGCCUAUUGUGGUACUCUUCUCUUGUCCCCAGAUGCUUAGGUGUCGAAUUUUAAGCAAGUGGGUCUGGGUGAUCAGCUGGUCUGGUCCCGUGAGAUCCUGGGUUUUCUUGAAACUUUUAACUCUUGAUCCCUUGCAAAGCUUUUUGUAUAUACAUUUGUUGAACUUUACGAGUCCCCUAUUUCUUUUUUGUUUUUGUUUUCUUUGUCCCCUUCAUUUCCUAUCCAUUUCGGUUGUUCACCAGGCACAAAGCUUUCCCCCAAAUACUUUCCUACAUUAGUGAAAUAGUGCAUUGAUUCUACUUGAUCCGCCCUAGUCACGGUUUGAGCUGUCAAUGGCAUUCGUCCCAGCCCUUUAUCUCAAUUAAUACAAAAGGCCUAAAUAUACAGGAAAAGAGGUCACAGACACUGUGAUAUUUUAAAGCCCAGAUGGCACAGAUCAUCUACACCCAAGAAAUGUAUUUUCAAGAAAACAGAAUUUUUCUGCUUCUCAGUGGCAGACGGUGCAUAAUUUGGCGCAGCACUGCUCACUCUAAAGUGGGGUCCAGGAAACGGCAUAUGAGUUACUUACCUUCUGGUACAGAACACCGCAAUUGAUGCAGGCUAUUGAGAGUUCAACCAUGCACAUCCCAUCAUACAACCUUUUUUGGAAGCUGAUACACUAAUCAUAACCCGUUUUUGUAAUAACCUGUUCCAUUUUCUGCCAGCCCUAUUUCUCCUCCACCAAACUAUUAUAAUAUUCAGAGCACUCUGAUAGCCAAGUCUCGAGAGAAGUGAGAAUUGGUUGUUGGAGCGUUCUUAUUGGUUGGCUUUCCAGCCUAGCAAUCUUACUCAUAUUGCAAUGUGUGAGGAAAUUACAUGUCCACCCCCUUAUUUAAUUAAUCAGAGCCCUCACCCAAUACCCACGGGUGGGGCUGAGGGGGACACUAGGCCUUCCCCUCUGAAUAUUAUAAUGGAGGCUACCACCUGCUGCUUAUGAGUGGGAGUUGGUUGGAGGGGACUCUAGGUCCUCUAACUUGAAUAGUCAGCGGCUGGGGGCAGAGGUAUAUAAGCAUGCACCCUGUUUAUUGGCUACGGUUGGGUACAUGGAGGUGGACCGUGAUCUGUCCACCUACUAUUUGACCAACUGACCAAAUUGAUAUAUAGGGCCUUAUUUACCUCCAUAUAUGGUUUUCAUUUAUUUAAGUCUGACUUAUUGUGAAAACAUUUUUUUUAACCCUCAUGCAGCCAAGGUGUUAUGUUUUUUUUUUAACUAUUUGUCCUCUGGCAGCGAUAAAUAGUUGUGAUUUUUAAAUUUUUUUUAUCUGAGCCAUAAUAUGCAGGUUUGGAUUUCAGCCAUCUGACGGCAUUCGGUUUGGCUGAAAUUCAGGCUACUUCAGGACCUGAUUUGCACAAUCCAGAUUAUGGUAAUGACAUGAACAAUGUCCGGAUUUUGGCGUCUGAAUUGCCCGGUAUGCAGCUGACUGGUUUUGCCUCAUCCGGUACAGGGCCAUUCCUACAUUAGUGAAUAACACCGUAGAAUACCAAAAUCCGACAUGAUUAAAAAGUAAAACUAUGGAAAAUUAAUAAUUAUUUCCUGUUUUUUGUUUUUUUUAUUGUGACUGCUAGAUAGUUUUGUUUGAGAGUUUCUUUGCCAUUUCUGGAAGUGAUUACAUGCCAAAGUUUAUAAUACCUUUGUUAAAUCUUGAUUAUGUUUUGUUUUUAAUAUCUCUUGCAGUUUGUGAACUUCGAUCCCCUUCCAUGGGAGACUUUCUCUGGGGUUUAGAGUCUUCUGGAUGGUUAAAGCAUAUCAAAUGUAUUCUGGAUGCUGGGAUCUUCAUUGCUAAGGUAUGAUUUGGUAAAUUGUAAUGCAUAAUGGAAGCUUGUUUAAAAAAUUUGGAUUAAUGUUUUUUUUUUGGCAAUCCUGCUUGUUAAGCACCCAUCAGUCACAAAAAAAUAGAAAUGCUAUGCAAAGAAAAAAACAUUAAUAGUCACAGCCUAGUGAUAAAAUCUGCUCUGUAAUAAGAGCAAAAAUAAUAUUUUUAAGUCCAACACCCUGACUGCGAAUAAAUAGCUAUAGCUAUAGCACUAAAUUUAGCCUAUCUGAUCUGCAACAGUGAAUGACGCAAAAAAUAAAGAAAUCAUUAAAAAAAAAUACAUUAAAGAAAACAUUAAAUUAACAGAUACAAAUACACUAAAAAUGCAAUAUCCCUUCUAAUUUAUUCCUUUUUAGAAAUUGUAGUUGACUCUCGAACUCUCAGCAUUUGUCCCACUGAUGAACAAUGAUUCUGGUAUAAGGAUUUUAACUGGCAUGGUUAACACAGAGCCAGUAAUUGGGAACAUAGUGGGGCGUUAGUGAAAUCCUGUGAUUUAUAUGACCGCUAUGCUCUAGGUCCAUAAAGUUCAAAGUUUCUUGUUUCCCUGUUGUAGUAGGGCAUGUAAUAGAACAUGAUGGAUUAUAUUUUUCAUGGGCAAGGUAAAUAGAUGCUUGUAUCAUUUUCUUUUUGGCUUAUGUUUUACAAACGAUGUCUACCAUUCUCUAAGGCUGUUUCAGAGGAAGGUGCCAGUGUUCUUGUUCACUGUUCAGAUGGAUGGGACCGAACAUCCCAGGUCUGCUCGUUAGCAAGUCUUCUUCUUGAUCCUUAUUACAGAACUAUAAAAGGAUUCAUGGUGAGUAUUUAGUUUAUCGUGCAUUGCUUGGUUUAACCUUAUAACACUCAUGUCACAGCAUAUGUUGCAUGCAAUAAGCUGAUUUCUAAACCGUUUUUUAUUGUAGUUGAAAGAUAGAUUACUUUGAGUGUUAUUGCUGUAGAGCUCUGUUACACACUGAUUCAAUAUUGCACAUUUAUUACAUAUUUUUAUAAUGUCAGUGUUCCUAACAUGGAAAACAAAUCUAAUAAAGCAGCAUUGCUUCUAUACUGCAAUAUUUUGAAUAAUAUAUAAUGCUUAUUUCACUUAUUUAACAGGUUUUAAUUGAAAAAGACUGGAUUUCAUUUGGUCACAAAUUUAAUCACAGGUAACUUUGAGAAAGGCUGAGUGUUUCUUAUCUGAUAAAAAGAACUAUUAGUCACUUGGAUAUCAUCAUACAAAUACUUAAAAAUGGAUGUGUGUGGGAGGGGGGUAGAGAUAAUUUUUUUAACAAUAUAUAAUGGAAAGCCAUGUUCCUACUGGUUUUGAUUUGACUAUUGGGUAUAUAUUCUCCCAGAAAGACUCUAAAAACUUCUGUUUUUCAAUGUCAUUGAGACUAAACGGAAAACAACUUUAUUUUUCUGUUGGUGAAAAAGCAGCGUCAAAUAGGGCUUGUAAUUGUCAUUACAGAUAUGGCCAUUUGGACGGGGACUCGAAGGAAGUAUCUCCAGUAAUCGACCAGUUUAUUGAGUGCGUCUGGCAGCUUAUGGAACAGUUCCCAUGUGCUUUUGAGUUUAACGAAAGGUUCCUGGUUCACAUUCACCAUCAUGUCUACUCCUGCCAGUACGGUAACUUCCUAUGCAACUGCCAGAAAGAGAGGAGGGAAAUUAGGUAAGAGUGCGCUGCAUCUGAUGCUUCAACAUUUUAAGGCUUAUUCGUCAAACGACGACUUGCAAUGAAUUGUGAACCAAAUUGCAAAAUUUAGCUAUAGGGCAACUUAAUAAUUCCUUUCUGGCACUUUCUAAUUAAACAUGGCAGUAAAACGGAAUAUGCGCUAGUAGCAAUAGUAUAAAAUAAAGGGGUUGUAAGUGAGCCCCUUGAUGUUAUUACUUGACUAUAUUACAUUUUGAUCUGGAUUGGUGUCAGCUGCCACCUUGACAUUCAGCAAUACCUCAAUUUAUGAAUCUGUUCGCCAGCUCUCUCCACAUUCCCAUCUAGAAGACCACCAAUGGAAAUAAAAUAAAUCUAAAUUUUAUUCAGGAGUCAACAUUAAAAUACAAAACAUAUGGGGGAUAGCAAGGCACUGAACACAUUUCAUUCCAACGUGGCUCCAUACAAGAGGGCGGUGGACAGAUUCUGAUGCAGUAAAAACAUGGCAAGUAAACAAAGUAAAAGUAAAACAAAGCAGUCAGAACCACAUAUUGUUGAGUUAAUGUUGUUAUUUAUUUAUAAUGAUUUACGUAGGCCAUACAUUUGUGAUAUAGCUAACUAGGCUUUGAGUGUUUUAAAUAGAUGGUAGAAUUUACACAUGAACAUUGUCAUACAGUUUAGUGGUGAUGACAAAGCAGUUGAGGAUAAUUUGUGCAAUUACCUGGUUUUUAUCUGUUACAUCUCACAUUGACCUUAAUUUGUCUAUUCAGUGUGAUUGGUGGAGUCAGGGCCGCCAUCAGAAAUUUUGGGGCCCCUAACACAGCUCAAGGUCUGGGCCCCCAGGUGCCCACCUUCAAAUCCCACCACAGGAAUACACAGACACAGACACAAAAGGACACAGACACACACACAGAAAGAUACACACAUACUAACAGACACAAAUACUGAAACAGACAUACACACAUACAGGCAUACUGACACACACAUAUACAGACACACAUACAUGCAUAAGGAGAUACAGAUACACACACACAUACAUACUGACAUACAGACACACACACACACACACACACACUGACGUACAUACAUACUCACAUACUGAUACACACAUACUGACAGACAUACAGACAUACAAACUGACAUACAGACAUACAUACACACACAUAAAUACAUACUGAUAUACAUACAUACAGAUAGAUAUAUACAUAAAUACAGACAUACAUAUUGACAUACAUACAUACACAGACAGCCAUACAUACAUACACACAAACACAGACAGACAGCCAUAUAUACAUACUGACAUACAUACACACACAGACAUACACACAGACUGACAUACAUACACACACACACAGACAGACAUACAUACAUACUGACAUACACACAGACAAACAUACACAGACAGACAGACAUUCAUACAUACAUACACACAUACAUACAGACAUAGAUACAUACAUACAUAUAUACACACACAGACAUAUCGGUACAUACAUACAUACUGAUAAUGCUACAGGAAAGAAAUAAACUAAGCACCACAUUUCCUUUGGGGAUCUCUGCUUGAUUGAUAACUGAAUUAGUUCCCUCUUGCCUUAUAUGAGUUUUACAUAUUGCAAGGCAGCACUUUUCACUUGCUUCUCAACAGUACGAAUACAUGUUAUGUGUUUUCUGAAAGCCUUAUUCGUGGGCAAACGAAGACGAACGCCCUGCUAGGGGUGCGAGGCCCAAUUAGAAUCUGAAUUAGUCCAGUAUUUCAAUAAUAGACGGUUUACACUGUGAUGUGCAGGCUGUAAAUUAAACCCCCAUCUCUAUAUAUAGAUACACAAUGAAUACCCUCAGUACCCCACAAUAUACCCCCAAAUCAAACAGUCACAUUAUUAAAUGUAAACACAUCUAAUCUCAUUUGUAGGACAUGGAGACUGGCACAUUAAUAUCAUCAUUAAUAAUCUCAUGCAGCUCGGCACUACAGGGGUCUGUUAAUAAUGCAUGGCCGUUUAUCGCUUGUCGAUAUUUAAAUGAACAUUUUCAGCUAAAUAGAGUUUAUUGGGGUGUAUGUGGCUCUAAAUAUUGGUCCUGUGGACAUCACUGCGGAUAUAUAGGUGAAGAGGAAAGAAAUGGAUUUUAAAUGCUUACUUCUUUACUUUGUUUGUGACAAACCAUUUAUUCGGAAUAGUACAGCACCAUCAUUAACGCGGCGGCGGUUUCCAAUCUUCUUCACACUGAUGCUCUGCACAUGACACAUACAUACAUACACAAACAGACAGACAUACAUGCAGACACAUACACACCUCAUUUUUCAGCUACCCUCCUCUUCCUUACCUUUUCAUUGCAGGAGGGUGGCUGGGGAUGAUGGGAGUGGAUGUGAUGCCUCUCCUCUCCUCGGCAGUCUCUCUACCCCCACGCGGAGAAAACUGGGAGAAGGUGAGCGGCCGUCACUUCCUCCCAGUAACCCUUGCGGUGCAGCCGCAAUUUUUUUUAAAGGGGCCCUGUCGCGCUAUUAAACGGCUGCAGCGCUGACCGGGCCCCUGAAGAUAUAGGGCCCAUCAGGUGGCCCUAAAUGCUUGGGCCACCUGAUGGGCCCCGGUGCAGAUGUACCUGCGGCAAUUUCGCCGCUCCACGUGGGGGCCGUGCCCACCCAGGGCUGCCGGACCCGUGACAACCGUCAUGGUUGUCACCCCCUGAUGGCGGCCCUGGGUGGAGUUGUUUGUAAACUGUUUAACACCUGUAUCAGAAACACAUAAACCUUUAGAAUAGACUGGUUUGGUAGCCCUGCCAGCAGUACAUGAAUUUAGGAUUAGCCAAUUCAUUUUUUGUGUCAACUGACAUUAAACGCAAUGUUGGUUCUUAACCAUUCAACGAUUGUGUCUUGACAUCAUUCACAAUGCCGUGUUGUUUAGUGAGUCUGUGUGCUUGGUUUCAGAAGUGGCAACAUAGAAAGGUUAUUCUGUAUAUCAGAAGAGAAGAUUAUAUUGAAUAAAAGAUAUGGGUAAACUUGCAACAAGCAAGACCACACACACAGCAUGUCAAGUGCAAAAUGUUUGGUUAAUGAACUGUGGAUGAUUGAGCAUAAUAUUCAGUAAUUAGCCUUUAUUACUGUAAUUGAAAAGCUCCCUUAUUAAAAUAAAGUCUAAUCCUCAUUUAGAAAGCAACUUUAAUCUAAUUAGUGCAGGGCAUGUUGGUGUUUAAAUUAUCUAUUGAAUUCAUAAUGUAAUUAUUUGUAUAACUCCUUCUAAUGCACCAGCAUGUAUCUGCAAAUAAUUAAUAUUAUACAGAGAAAUUACAGUGUACAGUAGCAACACUAGGAAAUGUUACCAGUCUAGUUUUAGAUACAAGAAUAAAUGUUUAGAAACAUAAUUCUGAUAGUGACAUACUGUAUAUGAACAUUCUAUUUUACCAUUCAAUGCAAAUGUUUUCUUCUACGUUCUGUUUGUUUGUCUGUGUUCCAUGUCUUAGAAUUCAAGAGAGAACGUACUCGCUUUGGUCUUAUUUGUGGAAGCAGCGUUCUGACUAUAUGAAUCCACUGUACAGACAGGAUCACAGCCAGACGCAAGGAGUGCUAAGACCUGACACAUCGCCGUGUAAUUUCAAGUAAGUGGCUGGUCACUUCUGUCAUGGUAUUCGAUCACUUCUGCAGACUAAAAGAGAGAAAAUAUUACCUAUGUAUGUUUCAUCCAGCAUAUAAAAAAAUGCUAGUUAAAAAGAGCAACUAAUGAAUGUCUGAUGUUCACGCUACAGAAAUUAUACCCUAUAAUGAUGCAGUGGAGCUGAGGUUUAAAGGGGCAUCUAAGUAACAUAAGUACUAGAGCUCAGUGUAGGGUUUGCACUGCUAUUAGUCUAUGUGUGUCAUCCUUUGGUGGUUUUUAUUUAUUGUCAGACUGUUUGGGAGCAGUUUAAAAAAAAAAAAUGUCUCUCCCUGAGGCACUGAAUUCAGGUAAGUGACUGAAGGGGUUUUAACCAGUUCAGCACCGCAGGUUUGUUUUCCUGGCACUAUAUAAUCCCUUUAACCCCUUAAGGACCAAACUUCUGGAAUAAAAGAGAAUCAUGACAUGUCACACAUGUCAUGUGUCCUCAAGGGGUUAAGUAACAAAUUUACUUAAUCAUCUUAGGUGAGAAUUAUUUACAGGUUUUUAGUUAAUGUAAGAUCAAAGAACAAAAUUGCACUAUCCUCUGCAUGCAAGCACGCCUAUAGUGGAAAAUAUUCCUGAAAUGUGGACUCAACAGAAUGGGACUACUGCCCAUACUGCCACAAUUGAGCUCCUGAGACAACUGUCCGAUGAGCAGAUACUUUCAAUAAAUAUCCUGAUUAAUUGGUCAGCGUGUUUGCCCGACCUUUCAGCUCCAGAUUAUUUCCUGUGGAGAUAUCUGAAGGAGCAGAUAUAUGUGAACAAACCGCGGACACUUGAGCAGCUAGAGGAGAAAAUCCGUGCGGAAAUUUGAGCGCUCGAGCCUUAAACAUUAACUAAUUUUAUGAACAAUGCAAUGGAAAGAAUUCACAAAAUAGAAGUAGUGCAGCACACAAGCAAUAUGUGCAAUGCAGCUCUGUGGAGUGGGGUUCGGCCACCCACCAGGAACAACAAAAGUAGACGUCCACAGGCGUCAAAACGUAGGAUGAAAGCAACAAUUAUUUAUUCUGGAUCAAAGAACAAAAAUAAAAUACAUAACACUGGUGAGACCUCACUUGGAGUAUUGUACACAGUACUGGAGACCGUAUCUUCAGAAGGAUAUUGAUACCUUAGAGAGGGUUCAGAGAAGGGCUACUAAACUGGUUCAUGGAUUGCGGGAUAAAACUUACCAGGAAAGGUUAAAUGAUCUUAACUUGUAUAGCUUGGAGGAAAGACAAGACAGGGGGGAUAUGAUAGAAAAAUGUAAAUACAUGAAAAGAAUCAACAGUUAAAGAGGAGACUAUAUUUAAAAGAAGAAAAACUACCACAACAAGAAGACAUAGUCUUUAAAAAAUAUCAGGAAGUAAUAGCCUUCCAGCUGAAGUGGUAGAGGUUAACACAGUAAAGGAGUUUAAGCAUGCGUGGUAUAGGCAUAAGGCUAUCCUAACUAUAAGAUCAGGCCAGGGACUAAUGGAAGUAUUUAGAAAAUUGGGCAGACUAGAUGAGCCGAAUAGAUCUUAUCUGCCGUCACAUUCUAUGUAAGGCCAAAUUCACUAAAGGCAAUUUCAGGGAGAUUAAACCUCUUUUUAUGUGCUAGUCUCUAAGCUAUGAAUAGGGGUUUACACAUUUCAGUUCUGAGUUUUUUCAUUAUCAAGGCUACUGAAAUACUUUGAGGGACAAUUGUGUUUUUUGACCGUUAAAUUCUAUCACUGUUUUGAUCAUAUUUAUUAAAGUGUUAGAAAUUUCUGUAACAAAAUUGCAGAAAACCAUUCUUUUAUGUUUCAGAAGUCAAGUUAAGAGUGUUAGAAAAAUAAAAAAGCGAAACAGAACACUUUUUUUUUUCUCAGAAAAAGUUGUGAAAAUGCAAAAAUCUGUUGCAGUGUUAAAAAAAAAUUAUGUAUAUUCAAAAUAAUGGUUGGGGCACAAAAAGCACAUGAAAAAAUCCAAUAAAUUUAAUAAAUUAAGAAAACAAAUUGCUGAAAAUUCCACUAAAAGUGUUGGCUACACGUUGAUAAGUUUCUCCCAAUGUCUUGUAUAUUUAUACAUACAAACGUUUGGUAUUUAAAGAGAUGGCUAUAGGUGUUAAGGGACAUUGAAAGCAUACAUUUCAAUAAAAUGUAUUUCAACAAAGUGCAUAGCAUAACACCUAUUGAAUAACACAGUUUUUUCAUGUCCUUAUAGUCUAUGAUUUGCUUCUUUCUGUUCAGAUUUUGGAAGGGUCUUUUUAAUCGUUUUGAGAAAGGCAUGCACCCUCGUCAGUCUGUGACCGAUUUCCUUCUAGCAGUGAAAGAAGAGACGCAGCAGCUAGAUGAAGAACUGGAAACAAUGAGAAAGGUAUCAGCUCACAUCAUUAUUUUAGGAUUUAUGAUAGGUGACCUUUAGUUGAGCAACACUUUUUUAGUAUUGCCCUGAGAAAAGAGCAUUGUCUUCGGUAUAUCAUGUCUGGUUUGGACAGUCAGACUACUUGGAAUUGUAGGUCCUCUCUGGCCAAACCUUAUUGUUUGUUUCUUCAAGCUACUGCAAAUAUUCUAGUCUUCUAGUUAUUGUACAACAGAAAAUCCUACUGUUUUGUGAAUGAGCGAUAGAUAAAAGCAUUCGAUGGAGAUAUUGUUUAAAUAUGGGCAACCUUUUUUUUUUCUUUUUCUGAAAUGAGAUCCAAUACAGAAGCUGUGUGUGCAUAUGUAAUGUGCUACAUAUCCUGAUCUUUCUUUUAGAGACUACUGAAAUUAGAAAGCCGACAGAUAAUUGACACUGACAAAAUAUAUGAUCAACAUAAAAAUGGACAUUUCUUGACCAUCAUCACCAAACAUCCAUCUGCCAACACCACCCAGGAAUACAGCAACAACCUGAAGUCUUUCCCAUCACGCAGUCCUUCUCAGGGUGAAGAGGAUUCUGCUCUUAUCCUGACUCAGGAUCAUUUGAAGAGCUCUGACCCAGACCUAUCCACAAACAGUGACCAAGAGUCGGGGGUGGAGGACUUGAGCUGCAGAUCUCCGAGUGGUGGUGAAUCCUUACCAAGUGAAGACAGUGGCAAGGACCCCGAUUCUGAUGAAGCAGUGUUCCUGAAUGCUUAAGUGAUGUUUUAGUGACCCCACGCUAUUUAUUUUUUAUAUAUAGGGAGAAGUGCAAUGUUACCCUAGAACAAUGUGUGAAAAGAAAGAAAAAAAAUCCAUUGGUGGCUAUACAUUAGAAUUGUUGUACAGUAGACACGAGAUACCAUGUCUCUAAAUGAAUUAUUUAAAUAUUUAUGGAGCAGGUCUUGAGGGAACACUCCAAGCACCAUAACUACUAUGGCUCACUGUAGUGGUCAUGGUGCCAGGAGUACCCUAGCAUCCCCAUAAAUCGUCAAUUUGUUUGCUACUAAUUUGAUUUUUCAACAAACUACUACUACAAUUUAGGGCACCUGUUCUAAAGAAGGAUAUUAGAGACAGGCUACACAACUAAUAAAAGUAACAUUUCAGUUAUGAAGAAAGGUUAACAAAUAUAAACCUAUUUAGUUUACAAAAAUGGCGCCUCAGAGGGGAUAUGAUGGCAUUAUACAAAUAUAUUUGGGGCCAAUACCAACCAUUGUCUGGAAAUCUAUUCAUAAACUGGACUAUACAUAGGACACGAGGUCAUGCGUUUAGACUGGAAGAAAGGAGAUUUAGGCAAAGGAAAAUAGUUAUUUUUCAGUAAGAACAAUAAGGAUGUGAAAUAUAUGCCUGAAGAAAUGGUUUUAUCAGAAUCUGUACAGAUGUUUGAAAAGCAACUGGAUGAAUACAGGAAAAAAAACACAAUAUUCAGGGAUAUAAUGUUUAAUUUGUGGGGUAAUAGCUUCUUGAUCCAAAGAUAAAUCUGACUGCCGAUUUUUUUCCUAGUUUGUUGCAAAAUUGGAAGUGCUUCAAACUCUUUUUUUGUUUGCAUUCUUUUGGAUCGGCAGUAAAAACAGAUGUGAGAAAGGCUGAACUUGAUGGACACAUGUCUAUUUUCAGCUUAUGUAAUUAUAUAUGACUUCUUACCUUGGAUCUGCUGGAGGCUGGUCACUUGCUCUGUAGACACCUGAAAGCUCAUUAGCGCUAAUGAGUUAAGUUACAUACAGGGUCAGCUCAUUGGCUAAGGGCCAAGCACUACCAGAUGUUGGUCAGAACUGAAAGCUACCAGCUCUUAUAGAGGCAGUUAAUGGUGCCAGCUCGACUGUAGGUUAGAAGGCAAACAAUUUUACUAGUUUCCUUGAGGUGUGCCAGGGCAUUCGUGCUGCCAUAACUACUACAGUACUGUAGUGGAUAUGGUGUUUGGAGUGUCCCUUAAAUUUGGUAUAUUUCCUAAAAAAUAAAUAAAAUAAAGGCAAUUCCAAUAUGAUGGACUAAUAAUUUUUUUUUAUUAAUUAGACCAAAAUAAAAAUAUAUAGUAGAGAUGUAGAAUACAUAUGUAGACCACAAGUAUCAUACACUGCUAAUUUUUAAGGUUUUCUCAGUAAGGUAUAUGUGUGCAUAAGUACUUUAGUGUUUAUACCCAUGUAUACAUUACUGACAAAACUUUUUUUUUCUUUUCAUUCACCUGUCAAAUUGGGACAUUUCUGGAAAUAUACUGCACAAUUUAGGGUCAUGGCCUGUUCGGUGGUUUUUGAGACCGUAGUAUUUUUGCUUUUUGUUUUAUCCUCUGUAAUGAACAAUAGUAGUUAAUAGUUGAUUAGCUGUCAGAUUAUGAGAAAACUUGUUUAGUCACUGUUCAAUGAUCAACCUACUUUAAUGCUCUAUGAACAUUAGAUCUAUAAGACCAUAAAUGAAAAUAUUUGAGUAAACUAGUUCAAACAUUUACAGGGACAUUAUAGGCACCCAGAGCAUUUCAUUUCAAUAAAUGUGUGCAGUGCAUUUUGGUCCUGUAAUGUAAGACAUUGCCAUUUUGGAGAUGUUUACAUUGCAGGGUUAGACUCUCCUCUGGUUGCUGUCUCCCUGACAGCCACUAGAUGGUGCUUCUGCACCCACAACCAAGCCAUACUUCGUUUUUUCACCUUUGACGUUCUCACGCGUUGCCCGAGUACAUUAAUCAUUUAAUUAAUGCUCCUCACAGAGAGGCAUUGUAUUUAAUGUUUCCCUAUAAGAAGCAUUUGAUUGGACGAGUGCGGCACUUACCGUGCAUGCAGUUUUCGUCCAGAAUGCUACGGUACGAAGUAUUUGAUUACAUAAGUAGUCAAAGAGGAGUCAUCCUGCAGAAAGACAGGAGGCAGGGCCAGCUGCUCCAAGAACUAAGUCUAGGCACUGAAAACAAGAUGUCAAGGUUUUUGUUUUUUUACCUAAAUGGGGGUAGCCUAGGGUCACAAGAAAGUAUCUAAACUAAUUUACAAGAUAGUUGUUUUUUUUUCUACAACAGUUUUAAGAACGUUGCAAGAAUUUUUUUGUUGUCUCCCUAGAAUAUCAGAUUCAACAUAACAACUACUCCUAUUGACUCAAUAUUCCAGUAGAAUGAGACACACAAAAUAGGCAGGAAGUGAUAAACAAGCUAUGAAUGCUGUACAUAGAUUUCUGGCAAAUGCAUUCCUCCCAUAUGCUUUUCCACUUGUUAAUGUACAGCAGCAUGGAUGUACCCAUGUCUACUGGCUGCUUCUCAUCCCUGGAAAAAUAAUAAUGUUUUGCAUCCAUGCGCCUCAGUGUGCAUUCUAUAUGGAUAUGUACAAUAUUAAAAUGCUUUGCUAUGACUACUUUGUACAGCACAUUAACCCCUGUAGCAUUGCAGAGGUUAAAAAGACACUCCAAUAUGGAUUCGGUGCAUAAUUUCUUAAAUUCAUUUUAUUGAACAUAAUCAAAUCAAAAGAAUAAAAGUAGAAACCUAGAUAUUCAUAUGUUUUUGUGAAAAUCCUACAGAUCACACCAUCAGCUUUAACCACUCUAAGAAGUGACUUGGCCAAUCAGAUGUUUCUCAUUCUGUACUUUGAACUCUGAAUGGUUCAACAUGUACUACCGAGUACUGCAUGUAAAGUGUAGACGCAUUGACUAAUUUAAAAGCUCUGUGUGCACUACCUCUGCUGUUCGCAGGGCAUGGGUUUGUGGAACUUGUAGCUCAGUUAUCAGCUUUCUAAUUAUAAUUUUUUUUUUACCCGAACAGUGAUUCCAAGAGAGCUUUGCUGUGCUUCCUGAUGACAUGUAGAUCUGUGUUAUUGGCCACUGUAGGCAAUUAGAGACAGAAAGGGAUUUAUACGCCGCUACAGCAACCAGCAAGUAGGAAUUAUUUUAGAAUGGAGGGGGUUGGAACAGAGGAAGCAGGGUUAAAAUGCAGAAUAGUACUAAAAAAAAAAUGGAUUGAUUUGUCUCCAAAUCUAUACAAAUUUGGACAUGCAAAAAUACAGCUAAUUAUUUAGGUCCAAAGAAUGUAUAAUGCAUAAAAGUUGUGUUGAUGCUUGGAGUGUCCUUUUAAAUGAAAAUAUACAUUCCAUUACAUAAAUGGGUGAACAAGAGUUGGCUCAGACACUGCCUGGCCUUCGCAGAUUCCAUUCUGGAGACUUGCGGCACAGGAGGAUGAAUUGAAAGGUGUUUUUUUUUUUAUUACGGAUUUAGUGCACAAGUUUAUCUCUAUAAUAAAUACAACUACACACUGGUGUGUUCCGUUUAUAUUUACCAGCCAUAUGGUGGUAGGCUUGAUAAUUUUGUGGACAUUAAUUCUAACUUGAAAGCAGUUGAGGCAUGUCCUUCUCAGCACAGUAACUACUGUUUAGGUGGAAUUCAACAGGUAAACCUUAUUAAUUACAUAAAUCACUGUUGAGUAAAAGAGAAGCUUUUUUUUUUUUUUAACAGAUCGGCAAUUGUUGAAACAUGAACAAUUCUAUGCAUAAUUAAGAUGGGUUAAUUGCACUGAAUUCCGUAUUUUCUUGAUGUAGGGUCAUUUGUCACCAAUCCUCGGUUAGUUUAGCAGGACAUCUGUACCAAAAAUACUUGUUCAUUACACUACAAUCUGCAAGGUAUAUAUACGGUUAAAUACGUAACCUCUAUGAAGACUUAAUCCCAAAACAAUAGGCUAACAACCCUAGCUGGAUGUCAUAUGAAUUUGACGGCCAGCUUGUUCUCAUUUUGCUUUGGGUGAGAUUUUAUAUACUAUUAUUCCAUUUUACAUUUUUUUUCAUUUAAUUGCCCUAAAGUAUUACUUUGUUAUGGUGUUAACAGUUUAAUAAUAAAAAGUAUGUUACAAAUUAUGAGUUUGAUGCAGAAUGCAGAGAAAAAAAUGCUUUUAUAGAAAUGCAUGUAAGUGGACAAAAUUGCCAGGAAAUUUUUCUUGUGUAGUAUUGUUUUUUUUACAGUUCUUCAGCUAAAAUACUGCAUUGACCAGCAUUUUUCAUGCCGAGUGUCCCAUAUUUUGAAAAGCGUAUUUGGCAAUCAGUGGACAUAAAAUUCUUGGUUAGUGACAACUUUCCAAAUGUUUUGGAAGCUUAAUGGGUUAUUCCAAGAACCAUGACCACUUCAGUGAUUUUAAGUGGUCAUGGUGCCUGUAGUCCGUAUGUGCAGCAUUUUAACUCCACCUCUGGCAGUGGCAUUAGCCAGUCCAAUGUUCUGUGCUGCCGAUCAAUUCGGUGCAAAAGUGGCAUCUGACACCAGCACCCACAGCCACUUGUGGCAUGUGCCUCUCAUGACUUCCCCUCAGUCCAACCUCCCUGAUCUCCCUCCACCCUCUGGUGUAGGUGGAGAGACGUCACUCUGGGUAAGUGACCAUAAUGACUGGAAAAACUAUAUAAUGGAUCAAAGGUUUGAUUCCUGGUAGGGUUAACUAAACCCAUCAUCUUUCUGUGAUUAAUAAAAUGAAGACUGACUGUGCUUCAAACACAUUUAAUCCCUCACAGUGUAAAAACGGAUCUAUACGAAACUAUUAUAAAUCAGCCAUGGCUGUGGUUAUCUCUGUGUAAAAUGUAUGCAAAACAAAAUCUCACCCAAUGUCCAUGGUAUGCAUCCUUUAGUAAUAGCUGGUUCAGAUCCAGAUACCUUAUCCAAGGUGGCUACAUAUUGCAAUCACUGCAUAUAUAGAUGGUUAGCGAGGCAUAGCUCAUUAUCCCCUAAAGUGCUUCCUACUCAAUAGAGCCAGUUUUCUCAGUGCAUAUUGUCAGGUCAAGUGGCUGCAUUAAUUACGCUUGAUGUAGUGAGAUUCUAACUAUAUUUUACAUGAAUAGUUUAUCAGUUAUAUCAGACAUGUAUCAUACUGAUCUAGCUGUAUUGUUUGUGUUGUAUAGAAUGCGAUAUAAUAGUGUCACUUACCAGUAUACACACUCCUGUGUAACAUUCCUCACUACUUUUCGUAAAUACACCUGAUGUGUUUAAGACUUAACGUGCAUAGCUUUUUUUUUGUCAGAAAUGUCAAUAUUUUAAAAAUGUGAAUUUUUUUUCAAAGCUGCUAUUUUACUGAUGCAAGAUGCUAUCCAUGCAUGAUUUAAUUUGUCUAUUUUAUUGCAAAUGGAGAGACAUUGAUUCAGAUCAUACUGUGAGCCAGAAUCCAUCUUUUCAUGUGCCGUACAGGUACACCUCACUUACCGACCGGGUUCUGUUCCUACAACCCAGUCGAAGAACAAAUUGGUCGGUAAGUGAAGAGUAAAGGGAUUCCCUGCUUAGGUGCACUAGUCUAUGUUCGGGAAAAUUUCCCCGAACAUAGAUUAGAGGGACAUUUCCCUGAACAUAGACAAACGCAGCAGAGCAGGGAAUCACUCUAAUUCCCACGACGGCUUGCAUGUUACCACCCCACGAGAGAGCUGGUCGUAAAACAAGUAGGUUGCAAAAUAAGAACCACCUGUAUUAUUAUUUAUAAAGCACCAACAGAUUCCAUAGCGCUGUACAAUGGGUAUUAAUUUUGCCUGUAAAAUCAAAGUUUCCAAAGCUAAGCACUAAAAAUUAUCAGAAACCCAAGCUUUACAGAGAUGUGCCCACUUCUCAUUGAUAAGCAAUUCAACAUUGUAUUUCUUAGAGUUCUAAAGUUUUAUACUGUAUUUUAUGAAUUCCAGUUUGUGAUGUUGCAGCAGGUUCAUUGAAUAAGCUCCAUUAUUCAGGAUAAAUGUCAAUGAGUCCAGUAGCAUAGGCAGCACAAGUUCACUUGUAUCCAGUAUAGCUCAUCUGCUGGCUCGGUUUAGUGGCCACCCAACAUACACAUGGUAUGUAUGUUUAUAUCCAUUGCAAAGGGUUACAUCAGGGACAUCAAGACAAUAAUCUCUAAUGCAUGGCCCUGGGAUAUUUUUCCAAGGGAUGAACAAAUGUAAAAUCAAAAUUAUGUAAAUAUACAUAGUUAUAAUUUCCAAUGCCCUUGAAGAGCAAUCUAUACACAAAACAACGGUUUUAUCUUAAUUUUAGAAGCUAUCCAGAGAUUCUCCAGCCUAAAAAUAGAAACAUCACACUGAAAGGAAAUAUUCCUUGAAUAAAACUCAUAUCCGGCCAUCUUUUUUUUUUUAUAAGCUCUCCAGAGAUUCUCCAGCCUAAAGUUAGGCACAUUGCUUAUAUAAUACAGAUAUCCUGCCAACAUUCUUUAUAAUCAUGCUGCUGCUACAAUGUAAUAUGUUUAAGGUUAAUGGAAGCAAUGUCAUCUUGAAGGGAAUAUCAGAAAUGGAUGUUUGAACCCAAAGCUCACUACAACAGCCAGAAUUGCUAGCGAGCAUUUACUAUUUAUUGUUUUUGCACAAUCAAUAGUUGAUAGUUCCAUUUUACUAAUUAAGGGAAUUAACAGAUCUAGCACAGCUGAGUGUGAUAUGCAGACAUGUGGCGGCUAUUUAGAUAUAACUUCCAUGAAUCCCAACCUAGUAACAAAUAAGUAAAAUAAUACAUGAAUGUUUCUUUAAAAUGUAUGUAACAACGCUAUGACUUAAAGGGAGUCUCUCUCUCUCUCUCUCUCUCUCUCUCUCUCUCUCUCUCUCUCUCUCCACUCCUGGCUAGCACUUCCAAGAGAAACUGGGGGAAAGUGCAUCUGUAAAGCUUCCCAUAAACUGCUUUAUUUUUUAAUUUGUGUGAAUGCGAAGUUUGCACAUGUGCAAUAGACACAAAUACAUGAUCUCAAUGAAUUGAAAAAACAUGAAAACAACAACUUAUGCAAAAGUAUGAAAGCGUUUAGUGGUGUCCACUGCUUUUGAGAAGCCAUAAGCAAAUUUACUGAAAAUACACUGACAAAGGCCCUGAAAGAUCGCAGCCCAUUCCUAGAUAAUGGGCACUGGUGAGAGAUCACAAUGAUUUACUAUUAAUGGGUUGUUGUUUUUGUCACCAUUGGGAGCAAUUUUCAUGCAUGUUUCAAUACUUUUUCUCCAUGCCCAUUAAAUAAUGGCAUAUUUAACCUGGAGUGUUCUUUUACGAAUACAGCAUGGACAAUUAUAAAGAUGGCACCAUCAGCAGAACCUACAUUACCCAAACAAUGACAUUGAAUCUUUUUACUUUCCAGACCAUGUUUACACAACUGUUGUUGGCCAAUAUUUUGUUUCUAGUUUGCUUUGUAGUGACACGUGAAAUGUUUAAUAUUUUUGUUAUAUUUGCAUUGCUUAUUUUUAUACAGUAUUAAUUUAUUUGAGUAUAUAUUUAUGCUUCUUAAUUAUUACAAAUAUAAAGAGAUAUUGUGAAAUAUACACCAAUUAAAC
Molecule: messenger RNA, 38109 nt
Organism: Pelobates cultripes (western spadefoot toad)
Lineage: Eukaryota; Metazoa; Chordata; Amphibia; Anura; Pelobatidae
Source: the annotation of a GenBank genome assembly